Corticium candelabrum is the source of this 2381-nucleotide messenger RNA. RefSeq lists its product as uncharacterized. The transcript has 22 exons. The record is from RefSeq and is a predicted model, not a curated record. Gene Ontology annotation, biological process: sensory perception; photoreceptor cell maintenance. Lineage: Eukaryota; Metazoa; Porifera; Homoscleromorpha; Homosclerophorida; Plakinidae. The coding region runs from base 27 to 2291 and encodes 754 amino acids.
UCUUCAGAUUUGGUGCAGUUCAUAUCAUGGCCAGCGCUCUCGCAAAGGCUGGCCGCAAGCUGGGGCGCGUAGGAAAGGAUGCCAUCAAAUAUCGUUAUACAUCUGCAUUCGAAUCAAUCGACAUGAUAUGCUUGAAAGGAUGGCGCCCGACCUCUCUGACUGUCCGCUGGUCGCGUGGGCAGAGAGCUGUGAGCAGCAGUCCGGCUCGCAUAUCGGAGGGAAGCGAGAGCGGCCAGUUUCAUGCUGUGUGGGAUCCUCCCGACGAGCAAGAGUUGCUAGUGACUUUGUAUAAGGAAACGAAGGGAGAAGGAUUCGAUGAGAAAGAGUAUAAGUUUCAAGUUGAAGAUGAGUCUGGACACGGGAAGAAAAAGGUGUUGGCAGUGUUUUACAUUAACAUGGCAGAGCACAUCAGUAGAGAGGCCGAAUCAGAGGAAGAAUUGAGUCUGGAGUUCAAGUGUAAUUCUGUGAAGGUCCAGUCAGUUGUUGUUGUAGCAAAGAUAUGGUGUCAGUUUCUCAAACAGGGAAAAUCAUAUGAUGACGACAUGAUGAGCACAUUUAGUUCUAUUGACAAUGCUCGCGAUUUUGACGACGACGACGACACAGAGACUACAAUGAGUGUUAAUAAUGUACAAUCAAGGCAAUCGCUGAUAUUGGAUUCGAGUCAUAAUCCUGAUCAGCAGGGGACGAAUGUUGCCUCACUUAGUGAAGUAGAACAGGAUAACAAGGAAUCCCAGAGAAAGGAUGGUCAACAUUCAACAACACUUUUGGCCACAGCAUCUUUAGCUUCUACGUCUUCAGUGCAAUCCUCUGUAUCAUCUCCACCUCCUCCUGCAACACAGCCGUCAACCAACGGCACGGUAUCUCCUAAACGAGAUCUCCAAUCAGACAUAGCUGACUUCUUCUUAGCAGCACACUUUCGAGACUCUGAAGGAAAACUCAUUUCACAAUCUGAUCAGUUAAAUUUCCGUGAAUAUUCUGUUUUAGGGCUUCUAUUCUCUUCUCGGGAACACAAAACAAACAAUUUUAUUGAAACUUUGUUAAAAUUCUACAAAAUACUGCGAGAUAACGCUGGAAGCUUUGAGGUUGUAUUUAUAUCAAGCGACAAGUCUGCUACAGACAUGAUGGAGUUUGUGAAAGAACAGAAGAUGCCGUGGCUCAGCUUGGAUUACGAAGACGAUAUGUGUGACAGAUUGCAUAGGCAAUACAAUGUUGAAGGAGGACUUCGGUUUGUUGUCAUUGACUCUGCAGGCACUUUGCUUGAACGCGAUGGGCUACAUGUGAUUUCAACUGCCGUAACGAAUCAAUCGGAAUGGAAAACGUUUCAGCAGUGGCAUGCUGCCGCAUCGCUACCAUUUGCAUUGAUCAGUCAAUCACCUUCGUACAGGAAAGAGGCACAGAAGACAAGUCAUACAGUUGAGAAGGCUCAUUCUGCUUCGGCUUCGGCUUCGUUGUCGAGUCUGGCAACAAAAAGCUCUGACAGUAUUUCACACGUGGACAAGUCUCAGUCUCAACAGGAGCAAGAGGGUCACUCUGGCAAACAGACUGUUUUAGGGGCUGUGAAGAGUAUUCUAAAAGGAAAGAAGGACAAGAAGAAAGAUCGCACAAAGUCACCUGUUGAUAAAUCAUCUUCGGUGUCUGAAAUGUCUUUUGAUGAAGAAGUAGAGUCAAUGCCUGUGACAAAACACAACGAGCAGCAAGGAAAAGAACACAAGGAAGAGAAGGAACAAAAGAAGAAGGAAAAGGAACAUCGAGAGAAAGAGAGCAAGGAACGCAUGAAGAAGAAAGAUGAUCGUAUUAGGCAAUUAGAAACCGAGAAUGCUGCAUUGAAAGAUCAAGUGGCCGAGCUUCGUGAAAACAUCGAAGAGCUACAGCAGAAAGUCGAACAGCUUGCAAACAAACUAAACCAGUCUGAAGCGUCCAAAGCAAAGUUGAACAGCGAGAAAGAGCUAACAGAGGCACGUCUCGUUCUAAACGGAUGGUUACUAAAACGAGGUAUCAAAGGUCCGACUGCUCGCGUAUGGAGGAGCCGCUGGUUCACUUUGGACGAACAAAGUAGUCGUCUCUAUUACCACAAGGAUAUCAAUCAAACGGAGUCUCAAGGUUUCAUCGAUUUGGAUAUGGUGGAAGGAGUCGAGGAGCAGUCUCCCGAUCUGCAGGACAAGAACAAUGCGUCGUUUAAUGUCAUCGUGAAGGGUCGUAUAUAUGAACUAAUGGCACAUGACGAGAAGAGUAUGAGACGGUGGAUUCAGGCGCUCGAAACGAUUUGGAAUUGGAGGAAGUCGCAGCACUAGAGUCACACACGACGUUUCUAAACGACCGUACAUUUUCUAGCCACUUUCGUAUGUUUGUAUAUGCUCGCGCGUAGCCAGGGAGAUUGACAU